Messenger RNA from Saccostrea cuccullata (small rock oyster), 2985 nucleotides. RefSeq names its product putative ankyrin repeat protein RF_0381. NCBI's taxonomy places the organism in Eukaryota, Metazoa, Mollusca, Bivalvia, Ostreida, Ostreidae. The record is from RefSeq and is a predicted model, not a curated record. The transcript has 4 exons. The coding region runs from base 1 to 2985 and encodes 994 amino acids. Gene Ontology annotation, molecular function: protein binding.
AUGCAUCAACUUAAUGUCAUGGAAAAAGAAGGAUUCAGGGGACGUCGACGUUUGGACCCUGCUUGUCUAGAACUUAAUUCUGCAAGAGGAUGUUACAUUGCAGAUUCAAAAUGCAUCGAUAAGAAUUGCAAGCCAUGCACCCCAGGAGUGUCUCAAGAGGAGGCAGAGGAUGUAGUUUCUUUAGCAUUGUCUGUUGUAUUUGGAACUAUGACAUUCUGUCUGCUGAUUUCUUUGUUACUUCUGUAUUUCGUCAAUAGGAGAAGGAAAGGAGAAAACAGAAAGAGGAAGUACGAAGAUAUCAACCUGCAUGCAACAGAAAAUGAAAAUCUUCUAAGAAAGUCACUGGAAAUGGAUGCUAAACCAAAUGUUCCAUAUCAUGAAAGAGGUUACAUGUAUAUUUUAGAAGAAACAAGCGCCAGAAUAACAGACAUCAAAGAUGAAAGCAAUACAAAAGUUUCUACUCUAAAUGCUGCCUGCAAGAAUGGAAAGACAGAUGCGUGUAGAUAUAUCAUCAAUCGCUAUCCAGAUAUGCUUAAUCAGGUAGAUGAUGAAGGAUGGAAUGCAACAUUAUACGCUGCACAAGGAGGAAACGUUGAAAUUCUAGAACUUCUGCAAGAAAAAGGCGUCAAUAUGAUAUAUGAAAACAAGUUUGGCAAAAAUAUUCUUCACAUUGCUUGUGUCAAUUCCCGAUUAGAAAUGUGUCAAUAUAUCGUCCAAAGGUAUCCAGAUAUUCUUAAACAGGUAGAUAAUUUUGAAGGGUUUAAUGCUGCACUAUACGCCGCACAAGGUGGGAAUGUUGAAAUUCUAGAACUUCUAGCAGAAAAAGGCGUCGACCUCUUAUAUAAAGACAAGUUUGGCAGAAAUAUUCUUCAUAUCGCUUGUGUACAUUCCCAGUUAGAAAUGUGCCAACAUAUCGUCCAACGUUAUCCAGAUAUGCUUAUACAGGUAAAUAAUGAAGGACAGAAUGCUGCAUUAUACGCCGCUCAAGGAGGGAAUGUUGAAAUUUUAGAACUUCUAGCAGGAAAAGGCGUCGACAUGACAUAUAAAAACAAGUUUGGCAGUAAUAUUCUUCACAUUGCUUGUGUCAAUUCUCAAUUAGAUAUGUGCUGGCGAAUCAUCCAGCAUUAUCCAGAUAUUCUUAAGCAGGUUGAUAUUUCUGAAGGGUGGAAUGCUGCAUUUUACGCCGCAAAAGGAGGAAAUGUAAUAAUCUUAGAACUUCUGGCAGACAAAGAUGUUAAUCUGAUGUAUAAAGACAAACUUUGCAGAAAUAUUCUUGACAUUGCUUGUGUGUUUUCCCGAUUAGAAAUGUGCCAACAUAUCGUCCAACAUUAUCCAGAUUUGCUUAAUAAGGUAGACAAUGGAGGAAACAAUGCUGCCUGUUAUGCUGCAACAGGAGGGAAUGUUAAAAUUUUAAAACUGUUGGCAGAAAAAGGCGCCGACAUGACUUAUAAAAACAAGCAUGGAAUGAAUAUUCUCCACUUUGCCUGUAGGUUUUCUAACUUAGAAAUGUGCCAACAUAUAAUCCACCAUUAUCCAGAUAUGCUUAAUCAGGUGGGUUAUAAAGGGCUGAGUGCUGUAUUAUCCUGCGCACAAGGUGGAAAUGUCAGAAUUUUAAAACUUCUGGCACGAAAAGGCGUCGACCUCUCAUAUAAAGACAAAUUUGGCAGAAAUAUUCUUCACUUAGCUUGUGUCAAUUCCCGAUUAGAAAUGUGCCAACAUAUCGUCCAACAUUAUCCAGAUUUGCUUAAGCAGAUGGCUAAUUAUGAAUGGUGGAAUGUUGCAUUUUACGCCGCUCAAGGAGGGAAUGUUGAAAUUUUGAAACUUCUUGCAGAAAAAGGCGUCGACCUCUCAUAUAAAGACAAAUUUGGCAGAAAUAUUCUUCACUUAGCUUGUGUCCAUUCCCGAUUAGAAAUGUGCCAACAUAUCGUCCAACAUUAUCCAGAUUUGCUUAAGCAGAUAGAUAAUUAUGAAGGGUGGAAUGUUGCAUUAUACGCCGCUCAAGGGGGGGAUGUUGAAAUUUUGAAACUUCUUGCAGAAAAAGGCGUCGACAUGACAUACAAAAGCAAGUUUGACAGAAAUAUUCUUCACACUGCUUGCUUACAUUCUAAAUUAGAAAUGUGCGAACAUAUUGUCCAACAUUAUCCAGAUUUGCUUAAGCAGGUAACUAAAGAAGGGAACAAUGCUGCUUGUUAUGCUUCAAUGGGGGGAACUGUUGAAAUUUUAGAACUUCUCGCAGAAAAAGGCGUCGGCAUGAGAUAUAAAAACAAGUUUGGCAUUAACAUUCUCCAUUAUGCCUGUAUGUAUUCCAAAUUAGAAAUAUGUCAAUAUAUCAUCAAGCAUUAUCCAGAAAUGAUUCAUCAGGUAGGUGAUGAAGGGUGCAAUACUGCAUUAUGCUGCGCAAAAGGUGGAAAUGUUAUUAUUUUAGAACUUCUGGCAAAAAAAGGCGUUGACCUCUUAUAUAAAGACAAGCUUGGCAGAAAUAUUCUUCAAAUUGCUUGUAUGUUUUCCCGAUUAGAAAUGUGCCAAUAUAUCGUCCAACGUUAUCCAGAUAUGCUUAAGCAGGUGGAUAAUGAUGAAGGCUGGAAUGCUGCAUUUUACGCCGCACAAGGAGGGAAUGUUGAAAUUUUAAAACUUAUGGCAGACAAGGGCAUCGACAUGACAAAUAACAUCAAGCUUGGCAGAAAUAUUCUUCACAUUGCUUGUGUCAGUUCCCGAUUAGAAAUGUGCCAACAUAUCGUCCAACAUUAUCCAGAUAUGCUUAAUCAGGUAGAUAAUGAAGGAUGGAAUGCCGCAUUAUACGCCGCUCAAGGAGGAAACGUUGAAAUUAUAGAACUUCUGGCAGAAAAUGGCGUCGAUCUGACACAUAAAAACAAACAUGGCUUUAAUAUUUAUCACAUUGCUUGCAUGAAUUCUAAAUUAGAGAUGUGGCAACAUAUCAUGCAACAUUAUCCAGAUAUGCUUAUUCAGCUUAACAAUGAUGGAUGA